GCCAGCAGUUAAUUGUCUUAAUGACCCUUCCCUUCCUUUCCCUCCUCUCCCCAACCCCAACCAAACAACAAAAGAGACAAAGAGAGAUCCAUCCACCCAGGUCCUCCUCCUCGGUUUCCUCUCCCACCACCCACCAGAUCCCGUCGAUCUCAGCGGCCGUUCCCGGGAGGCGACGCAGGGAGGCCCGAGUGGUAGGAGGAGGAAGGUGCGGCAGGAGAAGAGGAGGGGGAGAAGAUGUUCCUGUGGGACUGGUUCUACGGGGUGCUCGCCUCGCUGGGGCUGUGGCAGAAGGAGGCCAAGAUCCUCUUCCUCGGCCUCGACAACGCCGGCAAGACCACGCUGCUCCACAUGCUCAAGGACGAGCGGUUGGUGCAGCACCAGCCGACGCAGCACCCGACGUCGGAGGAGCUCAGCAUCGGCAAGAUCAAGUUCAAGGCCUUCGACCUCGGCGGCCACCAGAUCGCGCGCCGCGUCUGGAAGGAUUACUACGCCAAGGUUGAUGCUGUAGUAUACCUGGUAGAUGCAUACGAUAAGGAGCGUUUUGCAGAAUCAAAAAAGGAGCUCGAUGCUCUUCUCUCUGACGAUUCCUUGGCCAAUGUUCCAUUUCUUAUCCUUGGCAACAAGAUUGAUAUCCCAUAUGCUGCCUCUGAAGAGGAGCUGCGGUAUCACCUAGGCCUUAGCAACUUCACAACUGGGAAGGGCAAGGUCAACCUAGUCGACUCCAAUGUCCGACCUCUUGAGGUGUUCAUGUGCAGUGUUGUCCGCAAGAUGGGCUACGGUGACGGCUUCAAGUGGGUCUCCCAGUACAUCAAGUAGGGCCCUUGUCUCGCAUGCGCUCAGCCCAGUGAUUUUUUUUGCCUUGUCAUUUGUUCUGGUUGGUUGUUCGUCAUGACAACAGUGAUCAUCACGACGGUAUCGAGGGUAUCAACAGAAAAACAGUGUUUAACAUUGGGGAACAUGUUGAAUCUUUAGCCUCAAACAAUUUGCUAUGUCAAACUCCUAAAAUUCUUUUGCUUUUCCAUAGGGUGUUUAUUAAGGACUUAAUGGAUAUGGAUUAAGAUUAUUGGUUUCUUAAAUUA
This is a messenger RNA of Phragmites australis (common reed), 1079 nucleotides long. RefSeq names its product GTP-binding protein SAR1A. Lineage: Eukaryota; Viridiplantae; Streptophyta; Magnoliopsida; Poales; Poaceae. Gene Ontology annotation, cellular component: endoplasmic reticulum exit site; COPII vesicle coat. Gene Ontology annotation, molecular function: GTP binding; GTPase activity. The coding region runs from base 235 to 816 and encodes 193 amino acids. The record is from RefSeq and is a predicted model, not a curated record. Gene Ontology annotation, biological process: membrane organization; vesicle organization; endoplasmic reticulum to Golgi vesicle-mediated transport. The transcript has 3 exons.